This is a messenger RNA of Ixodes scapularis (black-legged tick), 1138 nucleotides long. RefSeq names its product larval/pupal cuticle protein H1C-like. The annotation marks the transcript as partial. The record is from RefSeq and is a predicted model, not a curated record. The transcript has 2 exons. NCBI's taxonomy places the organism in Eukaryota, Metazoa, Arthropoda, Arachnida, Ixodida, Ixodidae.
GCCUGUCUUCUCUUGGCUCUGGCCACACGUGCCUUCGGCGCCGGCCUCACCCACGGUGCGGUCGUCCACGGUGGUCUGGGUCACGCCAGCCUCGGCUACGGUUAUGGCCUUGGAUAUGGCCAUGGCCUUGGAUAUGGCCAUGGCCUUGGAUAUGGCCAUGCUGUCGGGCUUGGCUAUGGCAUCGGCUACUCCGGUUUGACAGGUUACUCUCUCGCUGCCCCAGCCAGAUACGCUGUUGCUGCUCCAGCUGUGAGCCGCACGGUGUCCACGUCCUAUCAUGCCACUCCAGCGGUUGCCACCUAUGCAGCUGCUCCAGUCGCGUACGCCGCAGCCCCAGCUGUGAGUAGGGUGUCUACCAUUCACCAUGCUCCAGCUGUCGCCACCUACGCUGCUCCAGCGGUGAGCUAUGCUGCUGCUCCAAUCGCCACCUACGCAGCUGCUCCAGCUGUGACCAGGGUGUCCACCGUCCACCACGCUCCAGCUGUUGCAGCUUAUGCAGCACCGGUUGCCACCUACGCCACCGCCCCAGCAGUAGCCAGAGUGUCUACCGUGCACCAUGCACCAGCUGUCGCCACCUACACUGCACCAGCGGUGAGCUAUGCUGCUGCUCCAAUCGCCACCUAUGCAGCCGCUCCAGCUGUGACCAGGGUGUCCACCGUCCACCACGCUCCAGCUGUCGCAGCUUACGCAGCACCGGUUACCACCUACGCCGCCGCCCCAGCAGUAGCCAGAGUGUCUACCGUGCACCAUGCACCGGCUGUCGCGACCAUUGCCGCUGCUCCAGUUGCCGCUUACGCUGCUGCUCCAGUUGUGGCAGGAGUGUCCACCGUCCACCAUGCUCCAGCUGUGGCCACCUACCAUGCUGCCCCAGCCUACGCUGUCGCCCACGCUGCUCCCGUCUAUGGUUAUGGCGUUGGCAGCCUCGGCUACGGUGUCGGCCAUUACGGUUAUGGACACGGUCUUGCGAGUUACGGUUUGAACUACGGCUAUGGACUCGGGACCUACGGCGACUACGCUACCCUUCUCCGCAAGAAGAAGUAAACUGGAUCCAGAGAGGGACUGUACUUCACUUUCACAUCCAACAACUUCCUCAAUUUGGGACUUGCAUACUGCCAACCAUUUUGUCUUCGAAAAGUGA